This is a messenger RNA of Bombina bombina (fire-bellied toad), 589 nucleotides long. RefSeq names its product NADH:ubiquinone oxidoreductase subunit S6 (gene NDUFS6). The record is from RefSeq and is a predicted model, not a curated record. Bases 98 to 529 code for a protein of 143 amino acids. Gene Ontology annotation, biological process: mitochondrial electron transport, NADH to ubiquinone. Lineage: Eukaryota; Metazoa; Chordata; Amphibia; Anura; Bombinatoridae. The transcript is spliced from 4 exons.
CUGUGCUUAGUUUCUGUGUCGCUACUAAUUUUGCGUAAAAGGUCAUACGACCAAUAAGAAAAAGGAGACUGCAGAGCAACCGGAGGUGACAAUAAAAAUGGCUGCCCCCAUGGUUGUCUUGGGCCGUGUUUGUGCCCGUGGCUCUAGCUGGACUAGAGUGAUCGUCGUAUCCAAGUGUAGAGUUAGCUGUCUACAGCCGCUGGGAGGCGUCAACCAGUCGUCCUGGAGAACCUACAGUGCACUAGUCUCCGGUACCGGGGAGAAGGUCACACACACCGGCCAGGUCUUUGAUGAAAAAGACUACAGAAAAGUAAGGUUUGUUGGACGACAAAAGGAGGUGAAUGAACAGUUUGCCAUUAGCUUGAUAGCAGAGCAGCCUGUUAACCAAGCUGAAGAUAGAAUUGUGUCUUGUGAUGGAGGCGGUGGAGCUUUGGGGCACCCUAGAGUCUAUAUUAACUUAGACAAAGAAACGAAAACCGGCACUUGUGGAUACUGUGGACUUCAGUUUAAACAGAAACAUCAUCACUGAAUUUAGUAUAUAAACAUACAGAUUAAGUGUACAAAUUAUACAAUAAAACCAUAAUUUAAA